Messenger RNA from Orbicella faveolata, 1882 nucleotides. RefSeq lists its product as uncharacterized. The record is from RefSeq and is a predicted model, not a curated record. NCBI's taxonomy places the organism in Eukaryota, Metazoa, Cnidaria, Anthozoa, Scleractinia, Merulinidae.
CAACAACCUUUUCCUCAUGGUCGAUGCUGAUAAUGUCGCUUAUGGCCUAGAAUUCUUAUUAUAUUUGAUGAAAGACGGCCAAGAGGCUUAAAAGAAAAGUGUUAGUUGGCAUUCGCUAGUUAAGGGUGAGGGAAGCAAGAAUAUAUUUCAGUGCCAGUUGUGGGUUGUUAUGCAGAGACACAUUGGGUGCUGAAAAGUAGUUACUGACAUGAAAGAACACACCUUUGAAAAAUCUGCAGUUGCUUGUGAAGUAACGUUUUUGUAUUGAAUUAGCUACACGAAUUCACCGCUAGCCAUCUUCACAUUUAGAAAAUGUUAUCGUCACCUAUUACAAUUAAUUGUUCGCUUCUGUGAUUUUUCUUCACACUUUCAUAGAGCCCAGUGCUGCACCAAACAUAACGAAACUUCUCAACACUAGUUCAACUAGUCUGCUUGUGACCUGGCUUCACAAUAUUCCACCUGAACAUUACAAUGGUAUAUUUCUUGGUUACCGGGUAAGAUGGACUGAGGAACCACAUACUAAUGAUUUAGGAUCCAUGGAGUUUGGAACUGAAGUAAACAGCUACAAUAUAAUAGACUUGAAAAGAUAUCAGUCUUACAGAGUUUACGUGGCUGGACGCUCCCAUGGUGGAGUUGGAGUUGAAAAUUACGAAGAAGCCAUGACAGAUGAAGACGUUCCUACAAAAGGUCCUACAAAACUGAUUGUCCAUGCAACUGGUAGUUCGAGCUUACGGGCAGAAUGGGGAGUGGUUCCGUUGUGCUGUAGAUAUGGGAUUAUUAGAGGAUACCAAGUUCUCCUUCUAGACCACGAGAGUAGAGAAGUUGUAACGAACGUGGCUGUUAGUGAAUCCACACUAUCGUUUGAGUUUCACAGUCUGCUGACUUUUUAUGCUUAUGACGUAUCAGUGGCUGCCUUCACUAUAAAAGGAAGUGGUGUUGCUUCUGAAAAUGGAACUGUAACGGGUGAAGCAGGUAUGUUAAUAAGCCUUAGCACUUAUUGAUCGCGUGGCCUGUGAUCCUUAGACGAUGAGCUCAACUUUUGAUAACAAUGCCAGAAAUCCAAAGGGCGUGGUCACUUGCUUCAAAGCUUUGAGGUUUGACGGAAAUAAAAACUUUUUGAAAAUCGUGCACUCAACGACAGUGACCGCAAAUGUGGCGUUCGUCAAAUGUUGUACUCUUUCUUUUCCUAUCAGUUAAGAGAAUCAUAAAGCUCCAGCAUUAGCACACAAUUUUGAUAACAGUCAACCCCUCCCCCUCCGGCAAAUAAUCUCUUAGAAUUUAGAGCUCCUUCCGAUGACAACCCAUGUUUCACUCACAUAACAGUCAUUAUUUUAGAAGCUCCAAGUGCAAUGCUUAUAUGUACAUGUAUUGUAUCUCGCUGGAGUAUGCUUACAGACUUGAGAUGUCUAUUUGGCAGACAUAAGUGUUUUCCUUUUUCUGUUUCAUAUCGUCACGUGUAUAGAAAUUCAUUAUGCGGUUCCCUAGUAUGUAUUUUGUUAAAGAGUCUUUUUAAAUUGUUUUUUAUCACAGCACCUGCCAACCCUCCCAUUGUCUCAGGGCAGUCUCACGAUUCCACCUCUGUUUCUGUCGAGUGGACAUUCGAUAAAUCCACCAGAAAUGUGUUAGGCGUUCUGCAAGGAUUUCACAUUUACUACGUUAGACAGGACGGUAGAGGCUUUCCUUUGGUCACAACAGGCGCGGAUGAAUCGUCGUUAAGGCUGAUUGAUCUCAAACCGUAUACUGAGUACAAUGUGACAGUGGGCGCCUUUACAAUGGCAGGUGAAACGAAUAGCAGUAGUGUUGUCGUCCGCACUCAACAAGAUGGUAAGGCAAAAUUUCACAUAGUUUAAUUCAACAACGAAGUUGAUUAGAAGUAAACUUU